Messenger RNA from Talaromyces stipitatus ATCC 10500, 1203 nucleotides. Its product is annotated as 40S ribosomal protein S6. Gene Ontology annotation, biological process: translation. Bases 72 to 785 code for a protein of 237 amino acids. Gene Ontology annotation, molecular function: structural constituent of ribosome. Lineage: Eukaryota; Fungi; Ascomycota; Eurotiomycetes; Eurotiales; Trichocomaceae. The transcript has 4 exons. The record is from RefSeq and is a predicted model, not a curated record. Gene Ontology annotation, cellular component: ribosome.
GACUUCAACUUGAACAUUCGACCCUCGACAAUUCGCGUCUCCGUCUUGACCGCGCAACCACCCCCGUCAAGAUGAAGCUCAACAUUUCAUACCCGGCCAACGGGUCGCAGAAGCUGAUCGAGAUUGACGAUGAGCGCAAGCUCCGUGCUUUCAUGGAGAAGCGUAUGGGCACUGAGGUCCCUGGAGACGGUCUCGGUGAUGAGUUCAAGGGCUACCUCUUCAAGAUCACUGGUGGUAACGACAAGCAAGGUUUCCCCAUGAAGCAGGGUGUCCUCCUCCCCAACCGUGUCAAGCUCCUCCUCAGCGACGGCCACAGCUGCUACCGCCCCCGCCGCACCGGUGAGCGUAAGCGCAAGAGUAUCCGCGGUGCCAUCACCGGCCAAGACUUGGCUGUCCUCGCCCUCAGCAUCGUCAAGCAGGGUGAAAACGAGAUCCCCGGUUUGACCGACGUCGUCAACCCCAAGCGCCUUGGUCCCAAGCGUGCUACCAAGAUCCGCAAAUUCUUCGGUCUCGACAAGAAGGACGACGUCCGCAAGUUCGUUAUCCGUCGUACCGUCACCAAGGAGGGCAAGAAGGACUACACAAAAGCCCCUAAGAUUCAGCGUCUUGUUACUCCUCAACGCCUGCAGCGCAAGCGUCACCGAAUUGCCAUCAAGCGCCGCCGUGCUGAGGCUGCUCGCGAGGCCGCUAACGACUACGCCAAACUUCUCGCUUCCCGCGUCCACGAAGAGAAGGCCAAGCGUACCGAACUUCGCAAGCGUCGUGCCUCUUCUUUGAGGAAGUAGAUGGGUACCGGUGUUUGAUCCAGGAUGGGGUGGAAAUAAAAAACGGUUCUGGGGUUUUUUGGCAUCCAUGUUGUAUUAAUGAAAGAGAAAGCCCCGAAUCGAAAAAACAUACCUUCUUCUUUUGUCAUCUUUUUUCUUUCGUUCGCAUGAACCCAAAUGAUAUCACGGGAAAAGGAAGGGAGAAAGAGAAUGAAUGGAAGAGAUGCAAAAGAACCCAUAAUGAUGAAAGGAAACCACAGGCGCAAUAUAUUCUUUUUUUAGAAUCUUUUUCAUAACUCCUGUUUUCGUCAUUUCUAUUGCAGCGGGAUGUGGUAUACUCGUCGCUUUGGGAGGUUUUCAUACAACACACUCUGGAGAAGUUCUAGAAAGAAUAGGAAUCUUCUCUUUAAAUUUGUCUAUGAACUCUCUUAUGUUUCGA